UCGGCGCCGCCCCCGCCGGCCCGCGGAUGCUGCGGGGCAGCGGCGGCCGCGGAGCCGCGCGGGGCCAUGGCGGCCCCGGACAGCUGCGUGAAGGUGGCCGUGAGGAUCCGUCCGCAGCUGCCCAAAGAGAAGAUAGAGGGAUGUCACAUCUGCACCUCGGUGACACCUGGCGAGCCCCAGGUGCUGCUGGGCAAGGACAAGGCCUUCACCUAUGACUUCGUCUUUGACCUGGACACGUGGCAGGAGAGGAUCUACACGACGUGCAUGGGGAAGCUCAUCGAGGGCUGCUUCGAGGGCUACAAUGCCACUGUGCUGGCCUACGGGCAGACUGGAGCAGGGAAGACCUACACCAUGGGCACUGGCUUCGACAUGAGCAUCUCGGAGGAGGAGCAGGGCAUCAUCCCUCGGGCCAUCAGCCACCUCUUCAGCGGCAUCGAGGAGCGCAGGCGGGCGGCCCAGAGCCAGGGCCUGGCAGCACCCGAGUUCAAAGUCAGCGCCCAGUUCCUGGAGCUCUACAACGAGGAGAUCCUGGACCUGUUUGACAGCACCCGCGACCCCGACGCGCGCCACCGCAAAUCCAACAUCAAAAUCCACGAGGAUGCCAGUGGGAGCAUCUACACCACGGGGGUCACAUCACGCCUCAUCAGCUCACAGGAUGAGCUGAUCCAGUGCCUAAAGCAAGGAGCUCUUUCCCGCACCACGGCCAGCACUCAGAUGAACGUGCAGAGCUCCAGAUCCCAUGCCAUCUUCACUAUUUACCUGUGCCAGACCAGAGUGUGUGCCCGCCCAGAGCUGGUGAAUGAGGAGGUGAGCAGCCUUCUGGAUGGAUCCCAGCCUGCUGCUGAGUACGAGACCUUGACAGCCAAGUUUCACUUUGUGGACCUGGCUGGCUCGGAGAGGCUGAAGCGGACGGGUGCCACUGGCGAGAGAGCGAAGGAGGGCAUCUCCAUCAACUGUGGGCUGCUGGCCUUGGGGAAUGUCAUCAGUGCCCUUGGAGACCAGAGCAAGAAGGUCGUGCACGUGCCCUACCGUGACUCCAAGCUGACUCGCCUGCUGCAGGAUUCCCUCGGGGGCAACAGCCAAACCAUCAUGAUUGCCUGCGUGAGCCCCUCUGACCGGGAUUUCAUGGAGACCCUGAACACGCUCAAGUACGCCAACCGGGCUCGCAACAUCAAGAACAAGGUGGUGGUGAACCAGGACAAGACGAGCCAGCAGAUCAGCGCGCUGCGCGCCGAGAUCGCCCGGCUGCAGAUGGAGCUCAUGGAGUACAAGGCAGGCAAGCGGGUGAUCGGGGAGGAUGGCGCAGAGGGCUACAGCGACCUGUUCCGGGAGAACGCCAUGCUGCAGAAGGAGAACAGCGCCCUGCGCAUGCGCGUCAAGGCCAUGCAGGAGGCCAUCGACGCCAUCAACAGCAGGGUCACCUACCUCAUGAGCCAGGAGGCCAACCUGAUGCUGGCCAAAGCAGGUGACGGGAACGAAGCCAUCGGCACCCUCAUCCAGAACUACAUCCGGGAGAUUGAGGAGCUGAGGACGAAGCUCCUGGAGAGCGAGUCCAUGAACGAGUCCCUGCGCCGCAGCCUCUCGCGGGUGUCUGCCCGGCCCCCGUUCCCCGUGGGCUCCUCGCCGGGCGCGGGGCUGGCCGGGCUCUGCAGCCCCGCCGCCCCCCUGGACACCGAGGCCUCCGACGUGCUGCGAAGGGCCAAGCAGGACCUGGAGCGCCUGAAGAAGAAAGAGAGGCGGCAGCAGAGGAAGAGCCCAGAGAAGGAGGCAUUUAAGAAGAGGCAGAAACUGCAGCAGGACAAUGGGGAAGAGACAGAUGAGAACGAGGUGGAAGAGGAGGAGGAAGAACAGGAUGAGAGUGGCUGUGAGGAAGAGGAUGGGCGUGAGGAUGAAGAUGAGGACUCGGGCAGUGAAGAGAGCCUGGUGGACUCAGACUCGGAUGCAGAGGAGAAGGCUGUGAAUUUCCAGGCUGACCUGGCGGACCUAACCUGUGAGAUUGAGAUCAAGCAGAAGCUGAUUGAUGAGCUGGAGAACAGCCAGCGGCGUUUGCAGACCCUCAAGCACCAGUAUGAGGAGAAGCUGAUCCUACUGCAGAACAAGAUUCGGGACACGCAGCUGGAGCGGGACCGGGUCCUGCAAAACCUCAGCACCAUGGAGUGCUACACAGAGGAGAAAGCCAACAAGAUCAAGGCAGACUACGAGAAGCGGCUGAAGGAGAUGAACCGGGACCUGCAGAAGCUGCAGGCAGCCCAGAAGGAGCACGCUCGCCUGCUCAAGAACCAGUCCCGCUACGAGCGCGAGCUGCGGAAGCUGCAGGCAGAAGUGGCCGAGAUGAAGAAGGCAAAGGUGGCGCUGAUGAAGCAGAUGCGGGAGGAGCAGCAGCGGCGGCGGCUGGCCGAGACCAAGAGGAACCGCGAGAUCGCGCAGCUCAAGAAGGAGCAGCGCCGGCAGGAGUUCCAGAUCAGGGCUCUGGAAUCUCAGAAGCGACAGCAGGAAAUAGUGCUGCGGAGGAAAACCCAGGAGGUGUCAGCGCUGCGCCGUCUGGCCAAGCCCAUGUCAGAGCGGGUGGCAGGCAGGAUGAGCCAGAAGCCGGCCAUGAUGGACUCGGGCGCCGAGGUCUCGGCCAGCACCACCUCCUCCGAGCCCGAGUCGGGCGCUCGCUCCGUCUCCAGCAUCGUGCGCCAGUGGAACAGGAAGAUCAACAACUUCCUGGGAGACCCCUCGUCCUCCAUUAAUGGGGCUCGGCCUGCCAGGAAGAAGUUCCCCAAGAAGGGGACGAGCCAGACCUUCAGCAAAGCUGCCCGCCUCAAGUGGCAGUCCCUGGAGCGGCGCAUCUUCGACAUUGUCAUGCAGAGAAUGACCAUCGUCAACCUGGAGGCAGACAUGGAGAGGCUCAUCAAGAAACGUGAGGAGCUGUCGCUGCUGCAGGAGGCGUUGCUGGGCAAGCGGGCAAAGCUGCAGGCAGAGAGCCCCAAGGAGCAGAAGGGGCUGCAAGAGCUGAACGAGGAGAUUGAGGUGCUGGGGGCCAACAUUGACUAUAUCAACGACAGCAUUUCAGACUGCCAGGCCACCAUCAUGCAGAUUGAGGAGACCAAGGAGGAGCUGGACUCCACGGACACCUCGGUGGUGAUCAGCUCCUGCUCCCUGGCCGAAGCCCGGCUGCUGCUGGACAACUUCCUGAAAGCCUCCAUCGACAAGGGGCUGCAGGUGGCCCAGAAGGAGGCGCAGAUCCGGCUGCUGGAGGGGCGGCUGCGGCAGUCGGACGUGGCCAGCUCCUCGCAGAACCACGCCCUGCUGGACGCCCUGAGGGAGAAGGCUGAGUCCCACCCCGAGCUGCAGGCACUGAUCCACAACGUCCAGCAAGAGAACGGCUACACCAGCACAGAUGAGGAAGUUUCAGAGUUCAGCCUGGCCUCAGAUGGGAGCAUCUCCCAGUCUUUCACCAUGAAGGGCUCAGCAAGCCAGGAUGACUUCAAGUUCAAGGGAGAGCCCAAGCUUUCGGGGCAGAUGAAGGCAGUGUCAGCCGAGUGUCUGGGACCCACGCUGGACGUCUCCACCAAGAACAUCACCAAGUCCUUGGCAUCCCUCAUGGAGAUCAAAGAGGACGGGAUCGGCUUCUCCAUCCGGGACCCCUACUACAAGGAGAAGGUGUCACGCACCAUCAGCCUGCCCACGCGAGGCAGCACCUUUCCCAGGCAGUCCCGGGGCUCGGACACUUCGCCUCUGACACGGCGGAAAUCCUACGACCGCGGGCAGCCUGCCAGGCCUACAGACAUUGGCUUCACACCACCCUCGUCCCCACCCACCCGUCCGCGCAACGACCGCAACGUCUUCUCCCGUCUCACAAGCACCCAGAGCCAGGGAUCUGCCUUGGACAAGUCUGAUGACAGCGAUUCCUCUGUCUCGGAGGUGCUGAGGGGCAUCAUUAACCCCGUGGGUGGCACCAAGAAUGCCCGGACAGCCCCGCUGCAAUGUGUCUCGGUGGCAGAGGGACACACCAAGCCUGUGCUCUGCCUGGAUGCCACCGAUGAGCUGCUCUUCACCGGGUCCAAAGACCGCAGCUGCAAAAUGUGGAACCUGGUGACAGGCCAGGAAAUCGCCUCUCUCAAGGGCCACCCGAACAACGUGGUUUCCAUCAAGUACUGCAGCCACACGGGGCUGGUGUUCACCGUGUCCACGUCCUACAUCAAGGUGUGGGACAUCCGCGACUCCGCCCGCUGCAUCCGCACCCUCACGUCGUCCGGCCAGGUGAUCUCUGGGGACGCGUGUGCCGGGACCAGCAGCCGCACGGUGAGCAGCGUGCAGGGGGAGCACCAGAUCAACCAGAUCGCGCUGAACCCCUCGGGCACCGCGCUCUACGCGGCCGCCGGCAACGCCGUGCGCGUCUGGGAGCUGAGCAGGCUGCAGCCCGUGGGGAAGCUCAGUGGCCACAUCGGGCCCGUGAUGUGCCUGACUGUGAACCAGACGGCGAGCAACCACGACCUGGUGGUCACAGGCUCCAAGGAUCACUACGUCAAGGUGUUUGAGAUCACGGAGGGCAUGGCGGGCAAUAUUGGCCCCACUCACAACUUCGAGCCCCCUCACUACGAUGGCAUCGAGUGCCUGGCCAUCCAGGGAGAUGUCCUCUUCAGUGGCUCCAGGGACAACGGCAUAAAGAAGUGGGAUCUGGAGCAGCAGGAACUUAUCCAGCAAAUCCCCAAUGCCCACAAGGACUGGGUCUGUGCCCUGGCCUUCAUCCCCGGCCGCCCCAUGGUGCUGAGCGCCUGCCGAGGAGGCGUCAUCAAAGUCUGGAACGUGGACACCUUCACCCCAGUCGGGGAGAUCAAGGGGCAUGAGAGCCCCAUCAACGCCAUCUGCACCAACUCCAAGCACAUCUUCACUGCCUCCAGCGACUGCCGGGUAAAGUUAUGGAAUUACGUGCCUGGGCUCACCCCUUGCCUUCCACGACGCGUCCUUGCCAUAAAGGGCCGUGCUACUAGUCUGCCUUGACCCUCCUGCUCUUUGACUCUCUUGCUCAUAUGCUCCUCUUCCGUCUCUCCUUCCCUCUUCUCUCCAUCUCUCCCUCCCUCUGUCCCUCUCACUGUUGCUUUGCUCCUCUCUCUCUCCCCCACCCCUUUUUCUCUGGUCUGAGCUGCUUCUUCACGGUAUGAAACUAUUCUGCGUUUUUCCCCACUUGAUAAGCCUUUGUUAGAAUGGACUCAGCCCCUUGGCCCAGUCAUCCCCCUGCCUUGGUUCCACUUCUUUUUGGUUUUUUUAUCUCGCCAAGUGCCCACAUCUACUUUGGCAACUCAGUGGGAAGCCAUGGCCUGCCCGUGCCUUUGCAUGGAUAGUGGGUUGGGAGUCAGCAGCCACCCCCAGAUCAGCCCGUGCCCCAGGAGCAAAGCAGCUCCCUGGAUGUCACUGCUGGGACCUAGCUGGAGCUCAUUCAAGGGUAGGAGUCCUGGUGUGGGGUCAGCCCUGGAGGUCACCCUUUCCCCUUGUUCCCAACUGCUGCCAGUGGGCUGAGCUGGAGGCUGAGCCCCAAUGGGUUUGCCUUCUCCCCAAAGUGCAUCAGACAAUCUCCUGCCAAGGGAAAAGGGCCUGGAAGCUUGGGGGGCUGCAUGCUGCCGUGGUGGGUGGGGAGUGAGCACCCUCUGGGGCAGUGCUGUGGGGCUCCUGCCCCAACCCCUGGGUCAUGCUGUCCCUCUCACCUUUGUUCCUCAGCGACUUGACAGUGAAGCUCUGGAGUGGGAGGAGGUUGCCUGCGGGGUCAAACUAGGAACUGCAGAAAGACUGGAAGGCGUGGGGCAGGGUGAAGGUCAGGGUACCUCCCCCUGCUCUCAAGACUCAGUCAUCCACAGCAGCUCAGCCCAGGACAGGGAUUUCUUUGUGCCUGACCCAACGGGGUGGACAAUGCUGCAUCUGGUACUUCGAGCACUGUCAGCUCCUGUGAGGAAGCAGCUCUGGGGGGCACCAGCAGCUCCACCUGCCCUCCUGCUGAGGUUUCUCGAUGGUUCUCCAGUGAACAGGAAAUGUUUCAUCUCUCCUCUCACCCAUCCUGCUGUAAGGACUUUGGGGGUCAGAGAUCCCUGACUCCUCAGAGACACCCAAUUCCCUCCUGCCACUGUGGGCCCCCGUGGCCUCUGUGCUGUGCUGCUCCCAGGCUGGUUCCUGCAGGAGUCUUCUCCACCCCCCAGGACAUUUGGUGUCUGCUGGCCAGGACCACCACACAGAGGGUGCUUCUCUGGAGCCAUUACUUGUGAGACACCUCUGCUGUGGGGACUGCAGAAGGAUUCCCUUUCCUCUGUGGAUGUGGUACUCCCAGCCUUCCCUUCCCUCUGUGGAUGUGUCCCCAGUGAUUGGAGGGGCACACUCUGAGCUCCUUUGCCAUGUUCCAUCUCGUGAGGCACAGCAAGCCUGGGAUGAUCUCCACUGGGCAGCUUCCAGACAGACCUGAUGCAGUUCCCUUUGACACUCUCCAAACCCCAGUUGUAAACUCAACUGCCCCAUGGCUCUGGACUCUUCCCCACAUGCCCAGCCUGCUCAGCCCUGCUCUGGACAUCGUGACUCCCAUCAGGGUUUUGUGCUGGGUGCCUGCAGCCACUUAACCCCCUUGGGAUGGAGAAAUGAAGCAAGAAUGGAGGUUACAGGGCAAAAAGGCCAAGGCUGGAUUUGUCAUCCCACUGCUGUGGCUCGGUCUGUCCUUCCCUUAGGUUCUGCCCUCAGAGCUCUGCCUGGACUGGAGCUUGCUUAGGCUGGGCCUGCUGGGCUGCAUGGACCCAAGGCUGGAGGGGAGCAGCAAGGCAGGGAGCAGCCAGAGGCCACAGUGGCAGGAGCACAGGGGGAGGGGUUGCACACCCUGACCUCGCACAAGUCCCCUGACUCCCCUGUGCUCCAAGGACAAUCCUGCCGUGGAUGAUCUUGCACAAUCUCAUCUCCUUGAGGGUCUGGGGGCUCCACUCAGGAGUGACUCCCCAAGGAUGCACAUUCUGCAGGCUCUUUCCUCUGUCUCUCCUCUUCAAGGAGGGCUGAUAAGGGCCUGGUCUCACACUGGAGCUUCCCUCCAUCUCUCCUAUGGCCCAUUGGACCAUCCCUGCUCUGUCCUGCCCUGGGCCACCCAGGGUUUUUGUGGAAUGGCCAAGGAGACCCCAGGAUGGGUGUUCUGCCUCACACACUCUCCUUUCCCCUUUGUCACAGAAGAAGCAGCACUUAAAUUUAAGGAUUUCUCCAUGUGAUCCCACCAGCACUGAACUGGGAUCUUGGAGGCCAGGGGCUCCAGGACCUGCCCCAUCAAGCACAGACCUUUGCCCCUCUGCUCUCUCCAACCAUGGCGAUACCUUGACCAGCCCCAGGUCAUCAGCCACCAGCCCUUGUUCCAAGCAUUCUGGCUGGAGUGAGGGGAUUCCUCUGCAUCAUGACAGACAACAGUAUCUGUAUUGAUUUGGUGGGGGGAGGGGGGGUUUGCCUAUUUUGGGGAAAUUCCAUCCUGCUGGCUUGCCUUGUUGGAGGGUAAAUGGUACAUGUAUGUGUGUGAAUGUGUGUGAGUGUGACCCUGCCCAGGACAGUCCCUGCUCCCUGGGCCCUGCACAGCCAGCAGUGGUGGCUGUGUUGAGGAGAGGCUCCCAUCCAUCCUGGGUCACCUGUGGAACUGAGGGUGCAGCCAAAAGUGCACAGGGACCUCAGCACCCAGUGGCACACGGCCAUGGGGGUCUGCAGGAGGUGUUUCCCCCCAGGCCUGUCCUGGAGAGGGUUUCUGCGCUCAUUCCUCAGCUGGUUUAUCCUUUGCUUGGCUGGAGGGGCUCUGUGUGUGGUGUCUCUGAUGAGUGUUUGGCUGUAGAAUCUGUCUGCUCUGAGAUCUCCAGUGCCUGCCCUGGAGCCUUCCCUGCUGCCAUGGCUGAAGGGGACACCUAGGGUCAGAGCUGCCUUGCUUUGCCACCAGUACCUUCCUGUGUGCAGGCUGGGAGUGCCUGUUCAGCAUUGCAGGGCUGAGUGGCCAUCCUGAGCCGUGGAGGGAGGGAGCUGCUGCUGGGGCACUGCUGUCCUGAGGCGGGGGUUUGAAGGGAGGAGAGUCCUGAUUUAGGAACAGCAUUCUCCAAUUUAGUGCUCCCACUAAAUCCAUGCACCACUCACCCCAUCCCCAGCAGGGUGGAAAGGGGAACUGGAGGGACAAAAGAUGAAGAUCACAGGUUGAGAUAAGAGAAAUUUAAGAGCUGGAAAGAGCAGUGAGAUAAAAAGCAAACAGUAAAACAGCAACAAUAUUAAUAACAGAAGCAUACAACAGAGAGAAUGAUUCACAUGCAGAGUGCUCACCCUGACCUGCCUGCAGCCAUGUUCUACUUACCAGAGUAGACCUCUCCUCUGAGGAGAAGAAAUGGAUCUUGCUCCUGUGUAUCUCCAUGGCAUCAGCACAUUGUGAGUAAAGCCUUACACUCUUGUGGGUCUGCUGUGCCAGCCUGGGAUCCACACAGCCCAGCAGAGCCCAGUGCUGCUCUCCACACCUGGCUGCAGGCAGGGCCCCUCUGGUUCUUGUCAGGGUUCUCACUGCUCACUGCCUGCAGAUGUGAAGGUGCAUUCAGGAGGAUCAGAAGUGAUAUUAGCCCUUUUAUUCUGAGUACAUGCCUCCUGGAAGCUGGGCUGGCAUUUAUCCCUGAAGAAUUUCCUGCAGUUGUUUUUCCUCUCAACUCACACAGCCAUGCUUCUGGGGCAGAGGUGGGUUUUCCUUCCCACUUCCUCUUGUCCUCUCUGUGCUCUUGCAGGUAAAACCAUAGGAUGCCUUGUGAUGUGUCCCCUCUCUCUCAGGAGGGGGCCAGUUGCUCCCAGCAGCAGAGGCUCUGGGCUGUACUGGUGUGACAGGGGACAUUUCCUCAGUCCACAGUCCACGGGCUGGUCCAAUCUUAGACAGUCUUUUAACACAGCUGAGACACAGGCUGGUAGGAAGGAAAAACAAUGAUCUUCAUCAGAGUUGGGGAGUCACCUUUAACAUUGUUUGUUCUCCUUCUGUUCAGAUCCCUGAAUAACCUCCCUAGAAAUCUUUUUUGACUCCAAAGAUUAUGUGGACUGCACUAAGGAGACCUGGCAAAAAUAUGAUUUCCUUAACAUCCAAAGGGAAUUCAGAACUUCAAAAGCUCCUUUUAACAGACCUCAAGGGGGGAAACUGGGUGAAAGACUGGGGAAAAUCAUCCACAUCAGUGCCAGUGAGGCUGUGCUCUGUACACCUCCUGCCACAUGGAUGGUGUGCCCUGGACUCAUCUGCAGGGCACUGCUGCUGGUUUGAAUUCCUGGGGAUCCCUCUAACACAGCCAGUUCCCUCAGGGGCUGGGCACUUUGUCUGUGCUGUUCCACCUGCUUGGCUGCACUGCUCCAUCAUCCCUGAGGGAAUACCUUUCCCUCAUGCUUGGCAGGAGGUGCCUGCAGAGGCUGAAGUGUCUAUGCUGUGCCCAGUCCUCUUGCCAGUGCCCAGGUCCCAGGACAGGGAUCCCAGUUCCUUCCCUUCCAUCUGGCUCCACAGCGUGGCUGCAGCACCAGCACUGCAGCAAUGGGGUCACCAGGGGCUCAACCCCCUGGCAGCUGAAACCUCUUCACAUCUCAGCUUACUGGGGGUAGGGAUGGGUGGUUAUCUCCAGCCCUGCCUCUUCCUCCUGCUGUGAGGGCCCUGUUUGCUCUUCAUCCUCUGUACAAACUGAUUUGCUCUGGGAUUUCUGUGUGGGGGAGACUGCUGCCAGCACGGGUUGUUCCUGUGGUUCAGGGACAGCUUCAGUGUCCCUGUGGUUCAGCUGCAGCUUGAGUGACCACGGUGCCUGCUGCUCUGCCUUCCUCCUCCUGCCCUGAGGGUGCUGGCUGGUGAGCAGCAGCGUCUGAUGAAUGCUCACCAGGGCCCAGCACACUGCAGUGGGGCUCCUGGCUGGAACUGCUACAGCAUUCUCCUUGCAAGUGCUCUGUCACUUACAGCGUCUUGUACUUGUUCAGGGGGACACUUCCCAACCAUGGCAGGAGAGAAUUUCUUCCAAAAGUGGCCCAUUUUCUCCCAAGUUCAUUCCAGUCAUGACUAUUCCCCAUCACGAUAGAUCUCUGAAUAACCUCCCUAGAAAUCUUUACUCCAAAGUGUAUGUGGACUGCACUAAUGAGACCUGACAAAAAUAUGAUUUCCUUAACAUCCAAAGGGAAUUCAGAGCUUUAAAAGCUGUUUUAAUAGGCCUCAAGGGGGAAAGUGGGUGAAAAUCUGGGGAAAAUCAUCCUCCCCUGUUCCUCCAUGGGUUGGUCGUGAUUGUUAUUAAUGGACUCCCAAAGGAAGUGCCCCAGGUAAGGGUAGAAGAGCAACACUCAAGACACAUCCCUCACUGCCCUUGAUGUUAUCAUGUCAUAAACUAAUCCUGAUCCCCCUCCCUGCUCUGAGACAGAGACUGUGAUGGGAGCAGACAGAAUUAUGUACAGGUUUAGGUACCCACAUGGGCAGAGCAGGCAACACUGUCACCAGUGCCUCAGUACCUAAUGUUUAGAUCAAAAAUGUUUAGAUCAAAUUUGCUUCAGCCCACUCUGGGCAGAUCUGUUGUUAUCUCAACUGUUCAAGCCCUUCCUUGGAUGCCAAGAAAAAAAAAAGCUGUUGUGGUUUAGGACUGGUAUUCCCCAAAUCAGUGUUCCCACUACAACUGUGUGCUGCCACAAUCCCCACCUCCUUCCUUCCCUGUGGUAGGAUGGAGAGGAGAACUGGAGGCACAAAAGGUAAAAAAAUCACAGGUAGUGACAGGAACAAUUGACUGGAAACAGCAAUGAGAUAAGAAAAAUUAACAGCAACAAUAUUAAUAGCAAACAUGCAAUAAUAUGAAUAACAAAAGUGUACAAAAGAGAGCAAAUCACAUGCAAAUGCUCACCACGGUGUUACCCUGAGUGGAAGAGAUCCCUUCUCCCUGGAAGAGAGUCCCUGCCCCAGCAAUGAUGUGAGAUGUCUAAAAGAACCUCUGGGCUCUGGCCAUGUCCCCUCCUGGCUCCUGCAAAAAUUAACUCUGUCCUGGCUGGAACCAGGCCAGGGCUGACUGUGAUCCCACAGCUCUGUGUGUGUGUGUAUGUGUGUGUGUAGGUCCUGGUACCUGUGUGGGUUGAUGUUUCUCAUGCAGAAGAGCAUUUCUUGGGUGUUGAUCUGGUUUAGCUACCUCACGGUGCAAGCUGGGUGCUGUCAUCAUUGGGUUUCCUAUUGGGGAUGGGGUGGGGAGUUUGUGGUGUAAGGCUUUUUAUUUUUUUUCUCUUAAUUAUUGUUAUUGUUAUGGUUUUGACACUUGAAUUCAUCCUGGGGACACGUGGCCUCGCUCCCACCUUGCUGCAUGUCUGAGCCACCCGUGUUCCCCUCCCUGCCUCCUCCUGGCAGGGAGCAGGGCUGGGGUCCUGCCCUGCCAGCUCCCCUUUGCAGUGGGAUCCCCCAGAGCAGUUGCAACACCGAGAUUUUGCUCCCAUUUCUCGUGGGGUUCCUGGUCUGAGGAUCUGUGGUGUUGCCAGUGGUGAUUGGCUUGGUUGGCAGCCUGGAUGUCCCAUCUGGUCCCACGGAAAGGGGGCUCUGGAAGGCUCAGCUCAGCCCAAAUUUCUCUCACAGAUCUCUGUGGAUGUGAUGAAGCUCUGGACUGGGAGAUGUCUGCAGAGCACAUUGCUGGAGUGGGCUGCUUCCAGCCACCUCUGCCAGAGGCUGCUGCAGGGCAGCAGGGCCUGGGUGCUGUGAAAGCCUCUGCCCAAGCUGGGGAUGGACUGUGAGGAGCUGAUUCUGCUGUGUGAUGUUUGAUUUCCCACUCCCCAAAGUGUAGUUGUGUCAGGAUUCAGUGCCAAGCACUGAACACGAGCAGGGGGAGCCCUGGGGCCCCCAGCUCAGGCUGGCACUGCCCUGGCACAGUGGGGUCAGGAGCUCUGAGCCACACGGGCAGUUUGGGGUGCAGGUCCUCCCAAACACUAAAGCACAAGGUCCCACAUGCAGGUGCUCCAGGAGGGGUGGCCCCUUGGACCCUGGCCCUCCAGAGCUCUGCUGGGACCAUGGGCUGAGACAGGAGGAGGAGGAGGACUGGGAUGAAGGCUCCUUGCCUGUGGGUGAGCUGGUCCUUCCCUGUAGCUCAGGGGCCUGGCUGCACACCUGAAGUCCCCUCUGGUGGUCUCAGAGCCCCUCUGAGAGCCCCUCCAGGGCAGGGACACUUUGGAGCUGCCUUUGUACCAUGCACCUCAUUUUUCUCUGCCCUUGGGCACCUCGGUUUGUGACAAGGAUGUGAUCAUACCUGCACUCCUGCCUCAGGUUGCUGGGUUAUGCUUCUUUCCCAGGGCCUAACUCUUGCUCUGGGGGUCUCCUCACCCCCAGCAACAGCUCCAGCCUCUGUGGAGGAAGCAGGGCUUUGCACAGACCAGAGUCAAGAGCCUAAAAGCACUGGACCCCCACAGCACUGUGAGCCCUCCUGAGCAGUGUCCCCUCCCUGCCACCUGCAGCUCUGGUGACACGGGCUGGGCUGGUCAGCUGCGAGGAAUGGGAGCUCUGGGGUCCCAUCCUGUCCCCCCAGGUGUGUUGUUCCUCCCCACCAGCUCUGAGCACAGCUGCUUUGGGUUCUCAAUUGCUGCCUCCUGCCUUGGUGCUGCAAACUCAGUGCCUGCUUCCCACGGUGCUCUCCCAGUGCCCCAAACCAGUCCUGCCAGUGCCCCUCACCAGUCCUUCCUGUGACCAGUCCUGCCAGUGCCCCUCACCAGUCCUUCCAGUGCCCCACAUCAGUCCUGCCAGUGCCCCUCACCAGUCCUUCCAGUGCCCCUCACCAGUCCUUCCAGUGCCCCAUACCAGUCCUUCCAGUGCUCCUCACCAGUCCUUCCUGUGCCCCUCAUCAGUCAUUCCAGUGCCCCUCACCAGUCCUUCCAGUGCCCCUCACCAGUCCUUCCAGUGCCCCACACCAGUCCUUCCAGUGCCCCUCACCAGUCCUUCCAGUGCCCCACACCAGUCCUUCCAGUGCUCCUCACCAGUCCUGCCCAUGCUCCUCACCAGUCCUGCCCAUGCUCCUCACCAGUCCUGCCCAUGCCCCACACUGGAGAGGGUCCCGGUACGAUCCCUGCCAAGCACAGAGCUCCAGUUUGCUUUCCACAGGCUCCCUGGAGCUUCACUCUGUCCUGCAGGCUGCACGUCCUUCUGAGCCCCCCUCACCCUUCUGGGAAGGGCCGAGGACCCCCAGCCCCUCCAGGUGCUGCAUGGUGCUCCAGCUGUGACUGGGACAGACCCAUCCCAGAAAAGCACAGCCCUGCACCUUCCUCCUGCCCCAGGGCUCGUCCCCUCACCCAGCACAGCUCUGGUUCCUACAACUGCUCCUCGUGGCCUGGGAGCCCCGGGUGCAGCCCCACGCCAGGCUGGGGCAGCUGCAGCACUGUGUCCCUGCUCCACCUCUCCUUUCUGCACAAGGAGCACAACAGCAGAUGCCUUUUCACACCCGGGGCUUUUCCCAGAGGCCAGCUGCCCUGGAGGCUGGCGUUGUCUCUGUGGGGGUUGUGCAGCCCGGCCCUGGCUGGGUUUGUCAGAGCAUGAGGGGUGUGUGUGUGUGUUUUCUACCGUGGUGUGUUCCUGUAAAUAGUGUAAGUUAUUGUGCUCUCCUGCUGUACGUUUUUCAAUGGCUGUUUGUUUCUUGCCUUUUUGUCUUUGCAAAUAAAAUGUUCUUGACAUGAA
Molecule: messenger RNA, 13639 nt
Organism: Passer domesticus (house sparrow)
Lineage: Eukaryota; Metazoa; Chordata; Aves; Passeriformes; Passeridae
Gene: KIF21B
Product: kinesin family member 21B
Exons: 35
Coding region: 67-4989 (1640 amino acids)
Biological process (GO): mitotic spindle organization; microtubule-based movement; spindle elongation
Cellular component (GO): microtubule associated complex
Molecular function (GO): microtubule binding; ATP binding; microtubule motor activity
Source: RefSeq, a predicted model, not a curated record